Messenger RNA from Theobroma umbraticum, 2417 nucleotides. RefSeq names its product signal peptide peptidase (gene SPPA). The record is from RefSeq and is a predicted model, not a curated record. NCBI's taxonomy places the organism in Eukaryota, Viridiplantae, Streptophyta, Magnoliopsida, Malvales, Malvaceae. Gene Ontology annotation, biological process: proteolysis. Gene Ontology annotation, molecular function: peptidase activity.
CUUUGUUCAACCACCUUCUCUCUCUUCUCCUUCAGUUCCUCUCCGUAAACUAAACCCAAAAAAAAAAAUGUCAAAACUGUUACUCUUCCACACUGCUCAUUCCACUCCCAGAAUCCACCCCAGAACUUUCACUUCAAUCCUCUCAAGGCCUCUUUUAGUCCCUUCUCUUUCCAAAUGCCACUCGCCUAUUUCUUUCUUUGCUUCAAUUUCUUCUCCAGCUCUCCACCCUCACCCCCACCUCCAAAGACAAAACUUUUCAUUCUCUUUUUCCUUUUCCACCCGAGCUUUCGAUGAUUCCUCAUCCUCCGCCGAGACCCAGAAUGAAAAAGCAGAAAAAAUUGGGAGUCAAAGUGGUGCAAAGUUUGAGGCUGAGGAUUAUCCGAGUGGAGAAGUGGAGUAUGAGAAGAUCAGUGGGUGGAGGAGUUUUGUUGUUAAGUUUAAGAUGCUUAUUGCAUUCCCUUGGGAGAGGGUUCGAAAAGGCAGUGUCUUAACCAUGAAACUGCGUGGCCAGAUUACGCGUACGUCCAGAGUGAGAAGUGUCCAAGAUCUAAAACUUGCUAAAAUGGCAUCUGGAUUGAUAUCUGAUCAGCUAAAGAGCCGUUUCUCUCCAGGACUAUCUCUGCCUCAAAUUUGUGAGAAUUUCGUAAAAGCUGCAUAUGAUCCUCGUAUUUCUGGUGUCUAUCUCCACAUUGAACCUCUGAACUGUGGAUGGGGAAAAGUUGAAGAAAUUCGGAGGCAUAUUUUGAAUUUUAAGAAAUCAGGUAAAUUUAUCAUUGCAUAUAUCCCUGCCUGUGGGGAGAAAGAGUAUUACCUUGCCUGCGCAUGUGAAGAGAUCUAUGCCCCACCAAGCGCCUAUUUUUCUUUGUAUGGUUUGACUGUUCAAGCAUCAUUCCUUGGAGGUGUUUUUGAGAAGAUAGGAAUUGAACCACAAGUGCAACGGAUUGGUAAAUAUAAAAGUGCCGGGGAUCAGCUUACACGGAAGACUAUGUCGGAAGAAAAUUGUGAGAUGCUUACUUCGUUGCUUGAUAACAUAUAUGGGAAUUGGUUGGAUGUAGUUUCUUCUUCAAAAGGAAAGAAACGAGAAGAUGUUGAGAACUUCAUUAAUGAAGGGAUCUAUAAAGUAGAAAAGCUGAAAGAGGAGGGCUUGAUAACGAAUAUACAUUAUGAUGAUCAGGUUAUCUCAAUGUUAAAAGAGAGGCUUGGAGUCCAAAAGGAUAAAAAUCUUCUUAUGGUUGAUUACAGGAAAUACUCCAAAGUUAGGAAGUGGACUCUUGGUUUAGCAGCUGGUAGAGAUCAAAUAGCUGUGAUCAGAGCUUCUGGUAGCAUUAGCCGUGUCCGGAGUCCAUUAAAUGCGCCAAGUUCUGGUAUCAUUGCAGAGCAAAUCAUUGAGAAGAUUCGUAGUGUCAGAGAGUCGAAAAGAUACAAGGCUGCUAUCAUCCGAAUUGACAGCCCUGGAGGUGAUGCUCUUGCUUCAGAUUUAAUGUGGAGGGAAAUCAGACUUUUGGCUGAAUCAAAACCUGUCAUAGCAUCCAUGUCUGAUGUGGCAGCUAGUGGGGGAUAUUAUAUGGCUAUGGCAGCUGGGACUAUCGUGGCUGAAAAUUUGACUUUAACUGGUUCAAUUGGAGUUGUCACAGGGAAGUUUAAUUUGGGGAAAUUAUACGAAAAGAUUGGCUUCAAUAAGGAGGUCAUAUCAAGGGGAAGAUAUGCUGAACUUUUUGCAGCAGAGCAGCGGCCUUUAAGAUCAGAUGAAGCCGAGCUUUUUGCCAAGUCUGCGCAGAAUGCUUAUAAACAAUUUCGAGACAAGGCAGCUUUCUCAAGAUCAAUGCCUGUAGAAAAGAUGGAAGAGGUUGCACAAGGCAGAGUAUGGGCAGGUAGAGAUGCAGCUUCACGUGGUUUGGUUGAUGCUAUUGGGGGGCUUUCUCGGGCUAUUGCCAUUGCAAAACAUAGGGCCAAUAUACCCCAGGACAGGAAGGUUACACUUGUUGAGUUGUCGAGACCUUCUCCGACACUACCAGAGAUCUUAAGUGGCGUAGGGAACUCCAUAGUUGGAGUAGACCGAACGCUAAAAGAAGUGCUGCAAGACUUGACGUUUUCAGAUGGAGUUCAGGCCCGGAUGGAUGGAAUCGUGUUUCAGAGAUUGGAAGGAUUGUCUAAUGCUACCCCACUCUUCAGUUUGAUAAAAGAUUACCUCAGUUCACUUUGAGCUUUAAACAAUUGCCUUGUCCUUGUUAUUUUGGCUCCUUUCUUAUAGUAAUUCUCAAGAGAGUAUUUUGAGUCAAUAAAUUUUUAGAUGGAUUCUUUAGACGUGGAAAUUUAUUUCUUCAUAGUAGUUAAUCCAUUUUUAUAAGAAAAGACAGAGACUGCUCUAUUGUUCACUAUUUUCGGAUAUUUACAGUAAUGGAGCAUUAUAUUUCUCA